Molecule: messenger RNA, 1680 nt
Organism: Colletotrichum costaricense
Lineage: Eukaryota; Fungi; Ascomycota; Sordariomycetes; Glomerellales; Glomerellaceae
Exons: 1
Coding region: 1-1680 (559 amino acids)
Source: RefSeq, a predicted model, not a curated record
AUGGUUCGCUCAAGUGUAAUCGGCCGUUUCCUGGCCGGACUGCUGCUUGCUUCCGGCGCAGCAGCUCAUACCGAAGGGUGCAGCUGCUCAUCUGAUGGCAUCCAGCGCGUCACCUACAUUGUCGUCGAGAUGCCCGAUCAGCCCGAACAAGCAGCCUCCUCCUCGUCCUCUUUCACAACCCUAACCACCGUCCCGACGCCAACGUCCACGGAGAGGUUCACCGCGCAAGCAGCGCACGUAAUCGAGGAUAUCCCAGCCUACGAGCCCCUCGCCGUCAAGCCCGAGACCCUUCGUCCAGCUGUAAACACAACACACACCUUUGGCGCCACCGCCGCUCCCGGCAUCGACACCAAAGACCCCAUCAACAUCGUCCCGGCCACAAAUGUCUCGCUCUACUACGCGGCCACGGACACGGAGGAACAAGGUUCCAUCGACAUGAAGCUCGCAUUCAAGAACCCCGCCGUGGUCCUCGAGCAUGUCGACGCCGUCAGCAACGUCGCGUGCGGAGAUGACGAGCUCACCGUCUCCUUUUCCUCCGCCGACGCCUUUAACGAGGCUGUCAAGGACUGGUCCGACUCUGCCGAAGAAGGAUUUAUCCUCAUCACCAACCACAUGGGCAACUGCGAUGCCGAAUUUGAACGGGGCUUCUUCCUCGCAACGGGCUUGACCUCCAGCAAGGGCGACCUAUCUAUCACGGUCGCAGCUUCAAAGGAGGAGCUCACCAACAUCGCCGGCGAGUGCGAAAUGUCCUUCACUUCCCUGCCGGCUGCCACGCUCUCCAAGCGCCUCACCCUCGACCCGUCCGUCUCCCUCUCCUUCGCCGAGGGCAUCGCCGAGAACACGGUCCUUUAUAGCGACGGGCAGUACGUCAACAUCACGGCCGACGAGGCCUGGUUCAGCUCCAAGAUCACCUUCUCCGGCUACCUAAAGUACAACUUCUGGGGCUUCAAACUGCAGGCUCUGUACUUUGACCUAGACACGACCUUUGACUCGGCCGUUGGCGUCUCGGUCGACGUCGCCGCCUCCUACAGCCACGCGCUCAAGUACGCCCCGGACGCGUUAUCCUACUCCCUCGUAUCCGUCCCCGGUAUCGUCGAGCUCGGUCCGGGCGUGGCUUUCGCUGUGGGCUUAGACUUUGACGUCUCUGCUGCCGUCGGCGUCACGGCGGGGCUGAGCGUGAGUCUGCCAGCGGGCAACGUUCAUCUCGACCUCCUGCACGGGGAGAAGUCGUCGGCGAGUGGAUGGGAGCCAAAGUACAGCAGCUACGCCAACAUCACCGAGUCGGCUGAUGUGCGCGUCGACGCCUCAGCGGACGUUACCGUGCAGCUGGCGUUCAAGUUGCUCGGCGGACUGGUCGAUCUCAGCUCCGGCAUCACGGCGACGCCAGGGUUCGAUAACGUGUUCAAGCUGCGCGGGGAGCAGAAUCUGGGGGUCAGCGGUAGCGUUGGCGGCAGCAGCAGCAGCAGCACUAUCGGGGGCGGUAACUUUACGAGUAAGCCGGCCGAGGUGGCACAAGUUAGUGUGGAUGUGCCCAAGGACGGGUUGAUCUGCGCCGAGAAGAAUGGGGUCGAGUUUGCGACGGACUUCUACUUCAACUUGACUGGCUUCGCAACAAAGUGGUGGAGCGGCGAGCUUUACAGUACCCGGGUGCCGCUUUGGGAUCUGUGUUACAGCUUCUGA